Molecule: messenger RNA, 1157 nt
Organism: Spodoptera litura
Lineage: Eukaryota; Metazoa; Arthropoda; Insecta; Lepidoptera; Noctuidae
Source: RefSeq, a predicted model, not a curated record
CGUUAAAUACUCCCGGUUACUUGUUACGUCUACAAUCCGUAAUGAGGAGCCAGGCUUAACUGUUCAACUUUCCUACCUCCUUCAUACAAUGGGCCCUUCAAUAAAACUGUUCUUAUUAUUCAUGCUAUCGACUUACCAUUUAGGAUCGGGUGACAAGACAUACAAAGUGAUAAAGUUCAAAGUACCUCACACAAUUUGGAAGCAAGCGUUGCAACCAACUCCUGUACUUAAAUCAUCUGUGACUAUAACUGUGCCCAUAAACGUCCAGGACGCAGAUGACGAGGAAUUUGAAGACGAUGACAAUGAGAUCGAGGAAGAAAUAGAAAAUGAUGUUCCAGCAGCAGUUGACACUGUUGUUCAAGCUGAUAAUGCUACUCAGGCGUUACAAGACCCUGUACCAGUAGCAACCACUGCAGCACCAGUGGCACAAAAUCCAGUCGUACAAGAUGAAGUCGUCACUCAAGCACCUGCGCAAGGGGUUCCCGGUCAAGUCUCAAGGUUCCCUUGUACGUGUCGAAACAGACAAUGUGGAUGUUGUACAGGCUCUAUUAUGGAUAGAUUCAGAAUGAAAGCGUGCGGAAACAUUACCUUUGUACCAGAAGACUUUGUGUUUGACGUGAGGAUGACUAUCAACAAUAACACUGUUGUGCGACGAAGAGUUUCAGCCAGUGACCCGCCGCCUAUAUGCUUCAAUCCUCGAAGAGCCCCAUUUGUUCGAAUUUGCAUUGAAAUAUCAAACAUUCAAAUAAGGAACAGGAAUGCCCAUGCAUGCUUAGACAUCAACGCGGAUAUUGGAGGUUUCCCAGUUUAUUCUGCAUCCUUCAGAUGUUUCAGAAUGGGAGCGUCUGGGAUUCAAACUGGAUUAAAGCCUCGACCAGUUUCAUCAGGACCUAAACCAGUCAGUCUGUUUGGCAACAGCAAUAAUGAUGAUGAUGGUGGGAGCUUCUUAGAAAACGCUGCUGGCGAUGUGUUUGGAGGUGAUGGCUUAUUCGGGGGCGGCGGCUCUAGCGACGACGGUCCUUUUGACGGCCUCGGCGACGCAUUCGGAGACUUGUUCGGAGGCGACUCGUAACCCAUUGUGAUUAUACAUUUACAUAACAUUAUUUUUACCAGUUGUACAAAUUAUUGUUCAUAAUGUAGUUAAUUAAGUCUAUUUA